Molecule: messenger RNA, 2295 nt
Organism: Pieris rapae (cabbage white)
Lineage: Eukaryota; Metazoa; Arthropoda; Insecta; Lepidoptera; Pieridae
Gene: bora
Product: protein aurora borealis
Exons: 8
Coding region: 208-1953 (581 amino acids)
Biological process (GO): regulation of mitotic spindle organization; activation of protein kinase activity; regulation of mitotic nuclear division
Cellular component (GO): nucleus; cytoplasm
Molecular function (GO): protein kinase binding
Source: RefSeq, a predicted model, not a curated record
UUUAGUUGGUUGGCAAUUGCCAUUAGAAUUCUGCUGCUAGAGAAUCUGUGGUUAAGUGCAGUAUCAUCAUUGGCUAUUUUAAGUUUGGCUAUUUGCAAACUUCACACUUUUGCCUUUUCAGUACAAACAGAAAAUUUAAAUAAUAUUGAGAAACAAUAUAAUUUUUUUACAUACUUCGUCGCCUAUACGUAGAGUGAUCGAUUUGAAAUGAGUGAAAAUAAAAACCAGGAGUUAAACACCAUAUGUAAUAAAUUAACACCCCAGAAACAGAACAAAAUUCGAAAUCCCUUCGACAAAGUGCUUGUGGAAAGGCUACAUCAACCGUUAAGCAGCCCCGGUAUGUGCAAAAUAUAUAAAAGUAAAUCGAAAGGUACGUUUAGAUGGGAUAUAGAAGAAGCUUGUACUCUGAGACCAGCGGAAAUAAUAGUAUGCAAUAGUCAAUAUGAGGCUUCCCCAGAUCCAGCUCUGGAGAAGAUUGCUGAAGAAGCUACAGAGAAAUUUUUUUCCCAAGAACUAAUUGUGCCAAGUCCAAUGGAGCCAGCUAAAAAACAGCAAUCACUUAUAUCUAAAACUUCAUCAAAAUCACAUGAAUGUAGCCCCAACAAGCCACAAAGUGAAAAUCGCUCAACACAAACCAUGUUAACUUUGCCACCAAUACUACCCCCGGAAAUUGAAAAGAUCUUGCAAUCUUUCUGCACAUUUUCACAGGAGGAAGCAUUGCUCGACGAAUGUGAGAGGACCGCAAAUGGAUCGAUUCGCGUACAUACUGUGUUUACAGACAUUGAUUAUAGUGAUCAUCAUUAUGACUCAGAACAGACUGAUGAUGAAAGCCAAGAUGAUAAGAGACCAUCGUCUAGUUUUGAAGAACAUAUUCCUGUGGAGUUCAGCCCCGAUUUGAGUAAUAACCUCGUGUCAAAGGGAAUGAAGAGAACAUUCGGAACGCCAUUGCAGACGAAAUCCCAGAAGCCAUUCAAGAACAAGAUAUUAAACAUUGGUGAUUUUGAACUUUGUGUUAGUCCUAUACAAUUUGCAACCCCCAAGCGUGAGAAUUCCUCAUCAUCGCUAUCUAUAUCACCGGUUGAGGCUGGUGAUGAAGAGAAUAAAUUAGCAUCACCCGAAGCCAUGGCAACAUGUCUUGACUGUGUCCAUACAAAAUUUGAGAGUAAAGGAAGAUGUUUCUGUACCCCGAACAAUGGUAGAAGCGCCUCGCUCAAGGAAUCCCCGAAAUAUAUGCCAAAGCGAAGUUCAAGUAUGACGAAUCUCAAUAGAAGUCGGUCGGUGCAAAAACUUGACUUCAGUAUGGACAUGAGUGUUGACGGAUCACAUAAUAUGACACAAGGAUCUGAUAUCAGUACACCAGAUGUAAAACAAAUGUUGUCUAUAGAAGAUACGAGACAGUUCCAAGACACCCGAGAAAUUCAGUCUUCCACUAAACUAAACAAUUUCGACGAAACACCGAUAAAGGGGAAACGUCGCACUAACGUCGCGCACGAGAUCAGCAAAAUUCGCGAUUCCGCACUGAGCCCGCUGAAUAUGUCCUUCGAGAACUUUGACAUACCGCUCAGUAUGGAGAAAAAGAUCGAUUUUGCAUCUGUGGAUCUUAAAUUUUUGAAUGAAAAUCAAACUGUGGUCGGCGAGUCGAGUUUUAAAAGAAUUGACAGCGGCUUCAAUGAGAACACGUUUUACGCGUCGAGUUACUACGAGAGUGCGAUAAAGCCUUCGGAGUUGACGAUUUCCAAGAAGGCUUUGAAGGAGAUAUCGAAUGUCAACUGGGCCCGGGUGGACAGUGGGUUCAAAGAGGAGGAGUUUUAUGAUCAGCAGAAGUGUGUUUCGGCGGAUAAAGAGAAUCAGAGGGAUCCGAUGUCGAUUUCUGAUUAUUUUAACGAGGAUUUAACGUUCAGUUGUAACUUUUCGUCUACGCCGUCGAGUAGUAAGCGGAAAUUUAAUUUUUAAUGAAUCGUUUGGUAUGUGAUAGUUUAAUAUUCGUACGUGGUUUUUUAACAUUGACGUGCGUAUACGUACUCUUGCGUACGUAACUACGUUUGUUUAAAAAUAAUUAUAGUAACAUACAAAUACAUUAUACACAAUACUAUUAGUUUAAAUUAAGUUUUUUAAGUAUGACUUUACUCUUUUGAACUGACUUUUAAAAAAAAAUUAAAUAAAAUCUCAAUUAAAUUAGUAGUUAUGCAGUCAGAAUUGAGAUGCGUAUACGCACAACGUAGAAAAUUGUAUAGUUCUUAAUUUUCUUUCCUUCCCUUUUGAGUUUCGUUUUUAAAAUAUUUUAUACAUAAUAUU